UUCCUACUUUAAACUCCUCUGCGUACCGCCGUACGCUGUCGCUAACUUCGCAGAGAGAAGAGAAGCAAUCACUGCUUUGCUUGAGCUCUGCUUACAUAGAGACACAGAGAUGGCUAACAAUCCUUCACAGCUCCUUCCCUCAGAGUUGAUAGAUCGGUGCAUAGGGUCGAAGAUAUGGGUGAUAAUGAAAGGCGACAAGGAACUCGUUGGUACACUCCGGGGUUUCGACGUCUACGUCAACAUGGUCCUCGAGGAUGUCACUGAAUAUGAAAUCACUGCUGAAGGGCGACGAAUAACAAAGCUCGAUCAGAUUUUGCUUAAUGGGAACAACAUUGCCAUUCUUGUCCCGGGUGGUUCCCCUGAUCCAGAAUAAGCAUGGAGGAGAAGGGCUCUUCUUGCUGCCUUUGUUUAUCCUGUCAAAAGGGCUGAUUACAAUCUCAAUUCUAAUGAAAUUUCUGCCUUCUAACUUUAGAUAGGUUAUGGUUUUCGAGGAUGGAAAUGCUAUUUCGAUAUUAUGUUAUAUGUCUAUUUGAGAUUGUUCCAAUUAAAGUAGUAUUGUUUUUACUUAAAUUUAGAUAUCAUUAACUCUCUGUUGUGCCCUAUAUUUAUUUAUAUUUUCUGAAGGCAAGACAUGAAAACAGUUAUGGGCAAUAUAAUAGAGAACUGUUUGUAGAACAACUAGGCUUUGGGGAAAGCAUUCAGAUUAAAAUUGCUUUCCAUAUUUAUUUGGAUUGAACUUUUUAUA
Cornus florida is the source of this 745-nucleotide messenger RNA. RefSeq names its product sm-like protein LSM5. The record is from RefSeq and is a predicted model, not a curated record. Gene Ontology annotation, molecular function: RNA binding. Gene Ontology annotation, cellular component: U4/U6 x U5 tri-snRNP complex; Lsm1-7-Pat1 complex; U6 snRNP. Lineage: Eukaryota; Viridiplantae; Streptophyta; Magnoliopsida; Cornales; Cornaceae. Gene Ontology annotation, biological process: mRNA splicing, via spliceosome. The transcript is spliced from 4 exons. The coding region runs from base 110 to 373 and encodes 87 amino acids.